This is a messenger RNA of Prorocentrum cordatum, 1034 nucleotides long. The record is from the annotation of a GenBank genome assembly. Lineage: Eukaryota; Dinophyceae; Prorocentrales; Prorocentraceae.
GCAGCGGAAGCUGCCACGCGGCCACCUUCGAUCGCGGUGUGCGGCUUCGGCGAGGGCAGCGGCGGCUCGGCGCAGCUGGUGGCCUCGCUGCUCACCGCGUCAGGCGCGGAGCCCCUGUUCGUGGACCUGGAGCGGGCGGAAGGCGCGGCGUCGGCGCUGGAGGGCUGCGAGGUGCUGGUGCUGUGCCCAGACAGCGCGGACAGCAGCUCGAAGCAGCUCCAGAGGGCGAACGAGUUGCUCGAGACCCUCAGCGUCAGCCUGCCGAAGUCGGUCGAGAAGGAGCGCCCCCCCCCAACACACAGCAAGGGGAGCACAGAGUAUCGAAAUCCGUCCCCGCGCGCAUUGGCAAGGACAUCGAGCGGACUGUCGAGCGCAUGGGCCAGUAUCGGUCCCUGCAGCUGCCGCUGCGCAUCCUCUACGUGCGCGCAGGCCAGAUGCCUGCGGGAGGCGCCCCGCGGCAGGUGGUGAAGUGCACGCUUCAGGAGCCGGAGGGCGUGCCGGAGGGCAGCACUUGCACGACCACCAGCCCAGAGGGGGUGGCGAACUCGGUGUUGGUGGCGCUGAAGCUCGGCGUGGACGCCAGCUUCUUCAUCAGGGAGGAGGAGGCGCCGCCGUCGGGGGCGCAGGAGUGCGACUGGAAGGAGAUGAUGCUGCCGCUCAUCGGGCCCGAGCUCUUUCGCGCCCCCGUGGGCGACGCGAAGAGUUGCGUCAAGUUCAUACAUGACUUCGCGAAGGCGCAGGAGGGCAUGAAGGUAGCUACGACUCCCAGCGGGGCCAUCUGCAAGUUCAGGCUGUUCGGGAAGGACACGGACACGCCCUUCGAUAAGCUCGACCAGGGCGGGCUUGAGUUCAGGGUGGAAGAUGACCCCAACGGUGGCUAUCGGCUCCGGGCCAUACGGUGCGCCAAGUCGAAGAGGGGCGGCUACACCAACGACGGCGGGCUGCUGAAGAAGUUCAAAGAUGCGUUUGAGCUGGCAAAGAUGAGCCCAGCAGAACAGAAGAAGUGGAAGGAGAGGAACGAGUUUCUGUUCUAG